AAAAGGAAAAAGUACACAUUAAUUUUCCCCUAACCGUCACCAGUCACAACCGUUCUACACACACAAGUCGAAUUCACCGAGAAUAUCUACCCUCUUUAUCCACUAAUUUUAUAGCUGAGCCUAUCGGCCCAUCGUUAUAUAUUCCGAAGCACGGCGGCGUCGCCACCCUAACUCAUCGGCAAUCGUAAUUCACGGCGGAGCAGGUAGAGAAAUGAUGAAGAAUUUGGGAUAAAUUUGCAGACUACAGUGACCUGGAUAUUUCUGACCAAAUAUACUGAAGCACGAUCUAUUGACUAAAGCCAGAAAAUACCUCUUAACAAUCUCAAAAUGAGGAAAGGAUUCUUCGCGAAUUUACCGUUAGAAAUCACCAUUGAUAUCCUGUCAAGACUCCCCCCUAGAGCCGUUAUUAGUUGCAGAUGUGUUUGCAAGUCAUGGCUCGAGCUACUUGACUCUCACGAGUUUGUCAAGUCUCAUCUUUCUAAAUCAGUCCCAGGGAUGGCUGUUGUGCGGUCUGGUGUGGAGUCUAACUCGUAUGAAAUUUUUGAAUUCAAAGACAGCCUCGGUCUUGAACCCCAUCAUCUCCGCUACAGUUCAGUCACCAAGUUUGUCUUCCCUCAUGCUGAAGUGAUACGGGGUUCGGCCAACGGGUUGCUUUUUCUGACCGGCGACCAACCUUGUGAUCUUUAUGUAUGCAACCCUAUAACACGACACUAUAUCAAGCUCCGUCCAGAUCUAGACUCUGUCUACUCUUUAUCACAAAUAGUUGCUUAUGGGUUUGGAGUGACCAAAUUGACUGGCCAACAUAAGGUGGUGAGGAUUGUCUACGACUAUGAUCUAGAAACAGAGGAUUCGCUGAGAGUUACCAAGUCCCAUUGUGAGGUGUACACUCUUGGAACACGAACAUGGAGAAGCAUCAUACCCGGUGCUCUGCUAAUGUACGAUACGUUUGGGAUAUUUCUUAAUGGAAAUCUUCAUUGGUUGGUGGUAGAUCCAAAUGCCCCAUCACAAAUUUCUUGCCUUGAUCUUGAAACAGAGCUUUUCAGCACCUUUUCUCAUCCCCCUCUUUUGGCAAGUGGAGGGUUUGUUGGGAACUUGUCGGCUUUGGCGGGUAGUCUAUGCUUAUGUGAUAAUUCAUCUGAAGACAAAAUUGUCAUCUGGGUGAUGAGGGAAUAUGGGGUCGAGACAUCUUGGACAAAGGAGUACGUUAUCAGCAAAGAUCCUGACCUUUGUGGAGCUUAUGUGCUUGUUUUCCCUAUCAAAGUUUUCGAAGAUGGUGACAUCUUGAUGGAAUGUGAAGACUUCCUCCUGUUCUACUACUCCGACAAGACUAAAACUACGAAGAAGAUCAAAAUGUUUGAAGCUCGUGGUGGAAAUCAUUCACGUAUCGAUGCAAUCCUCCACACCCCAAGCUUUCUAUCGAUGAAAAGUUUUGGAAUGGAAGACGUAAAUUCAUUCUAAUUGCGAAGCUUCUUCUAGGACCAACUUUCACAGAGGACUAUGAGCUUUUUACUGAAUAUUGGUAUAUGCCUAUAUGUUCUUCUAAUAUGAUCAGACUUCGUGCUGCAGCGAGCUGCUUUCUUUUUGGUUGCAAUGUAGCAGAUCAACAAUCUAAAACCAGUGUAUCUUAUUUUUUGCAUGUAGCCUUGUCUACUAAUAUUAUGUAAAGACUGUCUUGUGAGAUAUAUAUGUGUUUCUCAGCUA
This is a messenger RNA of Salvia miltiorrhiza (redroot sage), 1701 nucleotides long. Its product is annotated as F-box protein CPR1-like. NCBI's taxonomy places the organism in Eukaryota, Viridiplantae, Streptophyta, Magnoliopsida, Lamiales, Lamiaceae. The record is from RefSeq and is a predicted model, not a curated record. Gene Ontology annotation, molecular function: protein binding. The transcript has 2 exons. Bases 328 to 1458 code for a protein of 376 amino acids.